AUGGCAGAAGCCUCUCUUGCAUUCCCAAUGAUUUGCUUGACCUUCUCAUUCCUUUUUGUUUUUGCUGUUUAUAAUGCCUCGAUAAUGCGGCACUUCGGCGCCUUCUACCGUCGAACCAUCCUGCCCGUAUACCGACAGAUGGCGCGCAAGCUCAUCAGCCGUCAUCCCACCAACCAAAACCUACCAAUCCGUAGGCCUGAGGUAGGGUAUGAGGCAAUCAACCUUGUAGCCAACGAUGAAGAUGAGCAAUAUCCUCCAUCCCUCGCGACUUCAAGCAUACCAGCACCUGGCUACCGUCGGCACGUUGAAGACCGUGAUCUCAACACAGUCAAAAAGUUUCCCCCAAUGGAUAGUGAAAUAAAAGUUGACUAUCUCAGCAUUUCCACUACCUAUGCUGGAAGCCCAUACCGUCCGCGACGCUUUGCCGAGAUGGCCAAUUUCCCCACUCACAGUCAAUCAUCAAGUCCUUCUGGAUCUGUAGUGUCCUCUGACGAGUAUGACUCUGACUGGUCCAAUACCGCUUUCGAGGAGGCGGUCUUCGAGCCCCACAACCCAGUCGAUGAGAUCCCCAUCUGGGGAUUCGAACUCGAGCGUCCUAUGUAUACCCUUGGCCACGAGCAAGGGGGACCGGUGGCUUGGUUGGACGAAAUUGUUGAGUGGACAUCCCAGGGUGUUUUUGCGUUUGUUUCUCCCGACAUCAUCGAACAACGGGUGUGA
Messenger RNA from Penicillium digitatum Pd1, 717 nucleotides. RefSeq lists its product as uncharacterized. Lineage: Eukaryota; Fungi; Ascomycota; Eurotiomycetes; Eurotiales; Aspergillaceae. The record is from RefSeq and is a predicted model, not a curated record.